Mytilus californianus (California mussel) is the source of this 1506-nucleotide messenger RNA. Its product is annotated as neuropeptide receptor 15-like. Bases 64 to 1248 code for a protein of 394 amino acids. Gene Ontology annotation, cellular component: membrane. NCBI's taxonomy places the organism in Eukaryota, Metazoa, Mollusca, Bivalvia, Mytilida, Mytilidae. Gene Ontology annotation, biological process: G protein-coupled receptor signaling pathway. The record is from RefSeq and is a predicted model, not a curated record. The transcript has 2 exons. Gene Ontology annotation, molecular function: neuropeptide Y receptor activity.
UUGUCGAUUAAAAAAUAUUUACCACUCAACUUCUUUUUAAAAGUUUAUAAAACCAUUUAGACAAUGAACAACGUAAACUAUACUAUAUUUAAUGAAGAAAAGAUGUCUUCAAUUAUGGAGACCGGUAUAGAAGGACAAUUUGAAUGGUCAGAUGCACAGAACAUUAAUGCGAGUAAUGGCAAGAUAGGAGAGGUACAGCUUGGAUAUAUCAUUAGUUUUACCAUUGCCUUCUUUUUAAUUGGGAUCAUUGGCAUCGUAGGUAACAUACUGGUCAUCUUUGUUAUAUUUCAUGAUAAGAAAAUGAGGAAAUCAUUGACAAACAUGCUGAUUGUAAACCUGGCCGUUGCUGACUCAAUUAUUAUGAUUUUUGGAAUUCCUGAGAUAGUCCAGUUUAUGUUAGACCGUGGAUGGAUACUUGGGGAAGCUAUGUGUAAAAUACAGCGAUCUGUACUUGUAAUGUCCCUAUAUGUGUCCGUGUUGACACUUGUAGCAUUAUGUAUAGAAAGAUAUAUCGCUAUCGUCUUUCCACUGAAGGCACAUAUUUUGUGUACCAGACGCCAUACAAUGGUAACUAUGGUGAUCGUUUGGUUUGUCGCAGUUGGUUUUGGACUACCUACCACCAUCUUCGUGACUGUUGUCCCUGUAGGAAUUAAUGCUAGUCUUUGCUUUUGUCGACUUGUGUUUCCAGAAGCAGAACCAAACAAAGACAUGUUCUUCACGUUUAAGUAUGUGGAAUCGGUCAUCUUCUAUUUCCUGCCGUUACUGAUUCAGCUAUUGUGUUACGUUAUAAUUGGAAAACAUUUGUUUCUAAGCGUGGAAGCCUUACAGUCAAAUUUGACAAACAAGGGACAUGCACGCGAUGACAAUGGUCGAUUGAGGGAAGCAAUUAAAACACGUCGAGGAGUUGUCAAAAUGUUAAUAGCAAGCGUAACAAUUUAUUUUUUAAGCUAUUCGCCUCAUCAAAUUUUACUCAUUUACGAUACUGUUUCUGACGUACCUUUUAGUGGUACAUGGGUCUUUGUGGUUUUUGUUACCAUCCUUGCAUAUGUGAACUCUGCAGCAAAUCCUGUUAUAUACUGCAUAUUUAGCCAGAACUUUCGAAAGAACUUUGCAACGAUCAUUUUCUGUCGUUAUUACAAACAUAAUGGAAACAAUCAUAACAAUGUGGCUUCUCUUAAUUCUGAGUAUACUAUUUUAUUACAAAGGCGAUCGACACCAAGGGCACAAUAUGGUGUGAACGCAGUUUAGACGAAGGAAACAAAAUUGUAUUCUUUAUUAAACUUAAUUGCUCUCUUCACAAAGCCGUAUCGUGUACUUAAAUAUAUAUUUAAAGAUUGUUUAUCAAGCAAAAUUAUUUGUAGACUUAAGUAUCUGAAUCUAAGUGGCUUUACAUUUAUUUGUUUGUGAAACCGGUAAGGCAAUUCACUUUAACCGUUUCUGUUACUCUUUGUGUGGAGCUGCAGGUUUUAUAUACAUAUAUAAAAUAAAUAAUUAUGUAUAAACCCA